Messenger RNA from Anguilla rostrata (American eel), 1777 nucleotides. Its product is annotated as placenta-specific gene 8 protein-like. Lineage: Eukaryota; Metazoa; Chordata; Actinopteri; Anguilliformes; Anguillidae. Bases 292 to 843 code for a protein of 183 amino acids. The transcript is spliced from 5 exons. The record is from RefSeq and is a predicted model, not a curated record.
AAUCAUUCUUAGAAACACUUGUUUUGAAUCUGGAUUUAUCUUUCCAAAACACAUUUACAUUUAUAAUAAAAAUGCAAGUCAUUCCGAGAGGUUAGUCAGGUUAGACGAGAUUCUGCACAUCGAUGAAUAGGUGUACACGUAACACAUCACACAAAGUCAUUGGACCUUUCGACACAGCCGAGGAACAAGGUUCACAACAGGCUUACAGCAGGACUGGAGCCAAACCCCCAGGAGCCUUGCCGAACACGUAGCUUUAAAUGUGAAGUUGAAGAGGCCCACCCCCUCGUCACCAUGGCAACCACUGUGGUAGUGCAGCAGCCCCUGCAGCUCUUGCCUCAGGCCGAGGCCUGGAGCACGGGCCUCUUCCACUGCUUCCGCGACAUGAAAAUCUUUUGUUUGUACUUCUGGUGCUUCUACUGUAUGGCAUGCGAUACAGCCCAGAAGUUUGGGGAAUGCCUGUGUCUCCCCCUGGUGGACCUCCUUGGCACAGCAUUGACAACCAUGAUGUGGAUCCCCAUUUGCGUGGCCCCAAUAGGCCUGUCCAUGAGGGUUUCUGUCCGACAGAAAUAUGGCAUUCCGGGCACCAUCAGUGACGACUGCCCCAUAGCCACGUUCUGCGUGCCCUGUUCCUGGUGCCAGAUCGCCCGCGAGAUCAAGCUACGCAGUCAGGCCUGCACAGUCAUCAGCCACCAGCCUGCGCCCCUAAACUCCUGGGCCCCUGGCGGAGCUGUGCCCCUAAACUCCCCGGCCCCGGCCGUCCUGACUGCCCCGCCCAUGGGUGUGUACGACCCACCCACCUACACAGCUUCCCAAUACAAUCCUCCGAUCCUGAUCGCUAAGUAAGAGGGUAUGGCUACGCCCCCUCCAGAGGUAUAAUGCUGCAUAAUUAAUGCCUAAGGAAUCAUGCUUUAUUAGCAUAUAUACCUGUGCUUGUAUUAUACUGAACUGAGCUUUAGUAGCAUUUAUACCUGUGCUUGUAUUAUACUGAACUGAGCUUUAUUAGCAUAUAUACCUGCGCUUGUAUUAUACUGAACUGAGCUUUAUUAGCAUAUAUACCUGUGCUUGUAUUAUACUGAACUGAGCUUUAGUAGCAUUUAUACCUGUGCUUGUAUUAUACUGAACUGAGCUUUAGUAGCAUUUAUACCUGUGCUUGUAUUAUACUGAACUGAGCUUUAGUAGCAUUUAUACCUGUGCUUGUAUUAUACUGAACUGAGCUUUAGUAGCAUUUAUACCUGUGCUUGUAUUAUACUUAACUGAGCUUUAUUAGCAUAUAUACCUGUGCUUGUAUUAUACUGAACCGAGCUUUAGUAGCAUUUAUACCUGUGCUUGUAUUAUACUGAACCGAGCUUUAGUAGCAUUUAUACCUGUGCUUGUAUUAUACUGAACUGAGCUUUAGUAGCAUUUGUACCUGUGCUUGUAUUAUACUGAACUGAGCUUUAGUAGCAUUUGUACCUGUGCUUGUAUCAGACUGUACUGAGCUUUAGUAGCACUGUAGGGCUUUUGUAAAAGAGGCAAUCUCUUCAUCACUACAGCCUGCAUCAGUGCAUAUAUCCAAGUGCUGGGCUGCUCUGUUCAUAUAUUUUCUACUUUGGGUUUUAUCUCUGAGAUGUGAUUUAGCUGUUUUUACUUCCACAAUCGAAACUGAUGCAUCUUUAGAAAAUUCAUAAAAAUGUAUACGGAUGAUUUGAUUUGUAAUAACGCACUGGAAGAUUCUGUCAGCAACCAGACCCUCCUGUACCGAAGCAGCAGCGAUGGCAUAAAGUACACAGGAACUGAG